This is a messenger RNA of Acanthoscelides obtectus, 421 nucleotides long. The record is from the annotation of a GenBank genome assembly. Lineage: Eukaryota; Metazoa; Arthropoda; Insecta; Coleoptera; Chrysomelidae.
AUGUGGCUUAUGGUGCCAUCAGUUUACGUUCUGCAGAUCUUCUGUUAUCGUACCAUUAACAAACAAAAACUACAACCAUGUUCAAACUUGUGUUCGUCGCCGCUCUGUUUGCUUUGGCCGCUGCUGCCCCUGAACCACUACCCAAAGCGAAUGCUGAGCCCGAAGCUAAGCCUGUGGCGAAGCCUCAAUUCCUCGCUGCUGCCUACACUGCCCCUGUUGUGGCUGCCCCACUCGCAUACACCGCCGACUACGUUGCUCCAGUUGCCUACUCUGCUUAUUACCCAUCUGUUUACACCGCUGGAUAUACUGCAUAUUCACCCUACACUGCUGCUGUUGUGGUUUAAAUUGUUGAAUAAAUAUCUUAUUUAUUGACUGCAAAAUAUGUUUUUCUGUGACUGCCUUUACAAAUAUUGCUCUUGAA